Messenger RNA from Diabrotica virgifera virgifera (western corn rootworm), 3002 nucleotides. RefSeq lists its product as uncharacterized. Gene Ontology annotation, molecular function: nucleic acid binding. Bases 27 to 2231 code for a protein of 734 amino acids. Gene Ontology annotation, biological process: DNA integration. The record is from RefSeq and is a predicted model, not a curated record. The transcript has 2 exons. NCBI's taxonomy places the organism in Eukaryota, Metazoa, Arthropoda, Insecta, Coleoptera, Chrysomelidae.
GCUGUUGUAUAAUCCUAGUAAAAAUUAUGAUUCAAUCUCUUUGGUCGUUAAAACUUGAUUGGGAUUCCGAAGUCCCCUUUGAUUUGUGUGAUAAAUGGAAAAAGUUCCAGUCUAAGUUAUGUCACUUAAAUGAUUUAAGAAUUCCACGGUGCGUUCUGAGUAAUAAACCUAAAAUAAUAGAAUUACAUGGAUUUAGUGAUGCUUCACAAUACGCAUAUUGUGCAACAAUUUAUACUCGAUGCAUUGAUUCACAAGGUUCUAUAAAUGUUCACUUGUUAUGUGCUAAGACUAAAGUCGCCCCAGUCAAAAUAUUGACUAUUCCUCGAUUAGAAUUGUGUGGUAGCUUAUUAUUGGUCCAACUUAUGAAAUCUGUUUCAGAUUCUGUUACUUUUCAGUACACUCCAUAUUAUUGGUGUGAUUCACAAAUUGUUUUGCAUUGGCUCAAUAAUGACCCAGCAAACCUUCAAGUUUUUGUUGGAAACCGUGUUGCAGAAAUUCAAAGAUGUACUACAAUUGAAAAUUGGAAUUAUGUUAGCUCGUCUGAGAAUCCUGCAGAUAUUGGUAGUAGAGGAAUUUUGCCAGACCAAUUAGCUCACUGUAAGCUCUGGUUUAAUGGCCCUCAAUUUUUAUCAACAGAUUUUGAUAAAACUAAGUUCUAUGAUUUACUUGAUAUAUCAAACCUUCCUGAAAUGAGAAAGAAAUCUAAGGCAUUAGUUUCUAUAAAAAAUGAUUUUAAUUCACUUUUUUAUAAAUACUCGAAUCUGAACAAAUUAAUUAGAAUUAUGGCUUAUUGUAGAAGAUUUGUUAAUAAUUCAAAGUCAAAGUCUAAUAGUAGAAGGUAUGGCCCGAUUUCAGCAAUCGAAUUUACUGAUUCAGAGGUUUUUCUUGUUAGAUUAGCUCAGACAGAAAGUUUUGUUGAAGAAAUUUCAUUAUUAAAUAACGGUAAAGACCUUUCGUCAAAGAGUAGAUUAUUACCUUUAACGCCUUUUCUAGAUGAAACUGGAUUAUUGAGAGUAGGAGGACGUCUUAGAAAAUCUUCUAGGAAUUAUGAUGGGAAACAUCCCUUACUAUUAGAUAAGAUUCAUGUUUUAAGCAAACUAAUAUUGAGACAUGAGCAUGUGCAACUUCAACAUGCAGGUCCACAACUCUUGUUAGCGACAGUUCGUCAAAAAUUUUGGAUAAUUGCGGGGAUGUCCCUAGCUAAAACAGUUGUAAGGAAUUGCAUUAGAUGCUAUCGGUUUAAACCCAAACCUGGUUCUACGAUUAUGGCUGAUUUGCCAGAACAUCGUGUUAAUAUAUCACAACCUUUUUUCAUAACUGGAUUAGAUUACGCAGGGCCAGUUACAUUAAAGGAUAGAAAAGGUCGCGGAUGUAAAACGUAUAAAGCGUACAUAUGUUUAUUUAUUUGCUUCGCCACGAAAGCAGUACAUUUAGAAUUAAUUAGUUCUUUGACAUCUGAAGCUUUCAUGGCAGGCCUUAGAAGAUUUGUUUUUAGACGCGGUAAACCCGGGCAUCUGUAUUCAGAUAACGGUACAAGUUUUGUAGGUGCCAAAAAUGAACUAAAAAUUUUGUAUGAUUUCAUUAGAAAAUCAGAGGAUGAAAUUGUCACCUCUUGCGCAGCUCAGAAUAUUAUAUGGCAUUUCAUUCCUCCUAGUACUCCAAAUUUCGGGGGAUUAUGGGAAAGUAAUAUAAAAGGGGUAAAAUAUCAUUUAUCUCGUAUUAUUGGUCAAACCCUUCUAACUUAUGAAGAAUUCUGUACAUUUUUAAUUCAGAUUGAAGGCACUUUGAAUUCACGUCCUUUAUAUGCUCUAUCAUCUGAUCCUAACGAUUACACUCCUUUAACUCCCUCACAUUUUUUAAUCGGAAGACCGAUGACCGCUGUCCCUGAUCAUACGUUUCAAGGAGAGAUAAAAAUAAACCAAUUGUCCAGAUUCCAACUGAUUCAGAAAUUGUUGCAAGACUUUUGGAAGCAAUGGUCAAAGAUUUAUCUGAAUGAUCUCCAACAACGUCAUAAAUGGAGAAGUAGUACUUCCACCAUUCAAGUCGGAUCUUUAGUGCUCUUAAAAUCUGACAAUUUGCCCAUUUGUCAGUGGCAGUUAGGAAGAAUAGUGUCUGUUCACCCUGGUGAUGAUGGUGAAAUUCGAGUGGUAACUGUUAAAACCGCUCAUGGACUUUAUAAACGAGGAAUAACUAAAAUUUGUGCAUUACCAUUAGCUGAGACUUGUUUCUAGUGUUCCUCAUUAACUUAGGUGAUUUGUGUUUGAACGGUCUUGGAGCUGUUCAAGGCGGGGAGUAUGGACGAAAAGUAUUAUUUAUUAUUGGAUAGACAGUUCCGCCCUUGCUCAAUGACGGGAAAAAACAAGCAUCAAAAAUACACAACAUAUAUUUGUCAGAUUGUCAUUAAAAUUAUUAGAUUGAUUGUCAUAAUAUAAAAUCACAUUUUUUAACAAUUUGUAAUUAAUUUUUUAGCUGAAUACAAGAAGUUUUUAAUAUAAUAUAUUACAGUCCAUUCUAUCAGAAGUUUGUCCAUAACAUUGUUUUUUUUUUCAAGAUGAAGAAUGUGUUUGCAAUAGUGGCAACCAUCUGCGUCGUCCUUUUAAUAAUCCAAACUAUAUCCGCAGCACCUGCCCCGGAUCCUCAAUGGGGAGGAGGCGGUGGCGUUGGAGUUAACGUUGGCGUUGGCAAGGACUCUGGCGUUAACGUUGGCGUUGGCGUUGGCCGUGGCCAAGGCAAAGGCAAUGGCGGUGACAGCGGCAAAGCCAAUAACGGUGGUGGUGGCGUUGGCGUUAACGUUGGCGUUAAUGAUGGCUUUAAAUUUGAUUUCAAUCUGAAUUGACCAGUGAUUUCAAUUAAAAAUCAUAAAAACUGUUCAUAAAAUAUUCAUACCUAAUUUUACAUCAGGACUCUAUAAAAUUGUAUAGUUUAUCCAUCUUUAUUGUGUAUUGUAAAAUGUUUUUGUAAUUAUUAAUUUAUUUAUUUAAUUUAAUGUAAUACUCGAAGUA